Messenger RNA from Pogona vitticeps (central bearded dragon), 889 nucleotides. The record is from RefSeq and is a predicted model, not a curated record. Lineage: Eukaryota; Metazoa; Chordata; Lepidosauria; Squamata; Agamidae.
GCGAGCUCAGAAGGUGCGCGCACGCAGAGGCGAGCGGAGCAGCGGUCACAGGCUCGCAUCCUUCCUGCUCCUCCUCGGCUCUUCUCGCCUGCGGCUCUCCCCCCCUCCCCAAAUUCCGUGCUCGGCCGACCCUCUUCCUCGCCCCCCAGCCAUGCCCAAUUUCGCCGGCACCUGGAAGAUGAAGAGCAGCGAGAAUUUUGACGAGCUUCUGAAAGUCUUGGGAGUCAACGCCAUGCUGAGAAAAGUAGCCGUGGCGGCCGCCUCCAAGCCGCACGUGGAGAUCCGCCAAGAUGGAGACCAGUUCUACAUCAAGACCUCCACCACCGUCCGCACCACGGAGAUCAACUUCAAAGUCGGCGAGAGCUUCGAGGAGGAGACGGUGGACGGCCGGAAAUGCAGGAGUUUACCCACGUGGGAGACCGAAAAUAAGAUCCAUUGCAAACAGACUCUUCUGGAAGGAGAAGGACCCAAAACAUAUUGGACGCGAGAGCUGGUGGGCGAUGAGCUGAUUUUGACUUUUGCUGCAGAUGAUGUGGUGUGCACAAGGAUUUACGUAAGAGAGUGAGAAACGCCGGCCGCUCUUGCACGGAUGGGAGAAGACGAGGAUGGGUUAAGCAGCAGAUGUUGUGAAGAAGCCUGUAUAGUAAACAUCCAUCGUGUGGAGCCUUAAGGGCAGCUUCGUACGUGACCGUACAUGUCAUUUCGAAUCCCAGCUGACCGGCUUCAUGCCACAGGCCGUUUUCCUUUGAUUACAAACCGUGGUCCCAUUAGAAUUGUGCUUGUGUGUACGUAUGUGUGUGUGUCUUCCCUUCAUCCCCUUCGUUUACUUUGUAUUUUGUAGUUCUAAAUUUGUACGAUUUCAGCAGCGAUUAAAUUUAUUGGAUAUAAC